Molecule: messenger RNA, 2574 nt
Organism: Perca flavescens (yellow perch)
Lineage: Eukaryota; Metazoa; Chordata; Actinopteri; Perciformes; Percidae
Gene: ccnt1
Product: cyclin T1
Exons: 9
Coding region: 24-2093 (689 amino acids)
Biological process (GO): regulation of transcription by RNA polymerase II
Molecular function (GO): cyclin-dependent protein serine/threonine kinase regulator activity
Source: RefSeq, a predicted model, not a curated record
UUAAACUAUCGUCCUUGUCAGUGAUGGCGGCUUCGUUAAGUUCUCUCCCUGUAAGCUGUAAUAACAAAUGGUACUACACACGGCAACAGAUCGACAACAGCCCAUCUCGGCGAGCUGGACUUGAUCCUGACAAGGAACUGUCCUACAGACAACAGGCAGCGAACCUGCUCCAGGACAUGGGACAGCGGCUCAAUGUGUCCCAACUUACAAUUAAUACAGCCAUUGUGUACAUGCAUCGAUUCUACAUGGUCCAGUCAUUCACUCGAUUUCACAGAAAUGUUAUAUCUCCCGCCGCACUCUUCCUCGCCGCAAAGGUCGAGGAGCAGCCCCGGAAGCUGGAACAUGUUAUCAAGGUGGCCCAUGCAUGCCUCGAUCCUCAGGAUCCUCCACCAGAUGUACGCAGUGAUGCCUACCUGCAACAAGCCCAAGACCUGGUCAUUCUUGAGAGCAUAAUACUCCAGACCUUGGCUUUUGAAAUCACCAUUGACCAUCCUCAUACUCAUGUUGUCAAGUGCACUCAGCUCGUCAGAGUUGUUCCAGCGAGUAAGGAUCUUGCUCAAACGUCAUACUUUAUGGCCACUAACAGUCUGCACUUGACCACGUUCUGCCUGCAGUACAGUCCGCCGGUUGUGGCCUGCGUGUGCAUCCACCUCGCCUGCAAAUGGUCCAACUGGGAGAUCCCCGUGUCCACAGACGGCAAACACUGGUGGGAGUAUGUCGAUCCCACAGUUACCCUCGAGCUGCUGGAUGAGCUCACACACGAGUUCCUGCAGAUUCUGGAGAAAACACCCAGUCGGUUGAAACGGAUUCGCAACUGGAAGGCUGGAGGUCAGACCCCAAAAGCCAAGCCAAAAGUGCAGGAGGAGGGGGACCAGAGGGACACCAUGAUGAGCAUGAUCUCCAUGGCCUCGUCGGAGAGCACCGUGGCAGGCUUGAUGAGCCUCUCGGCUCCGCCUUCCUCCUCCUCCUCGUCCGUCGGCGACAAGGACCGGGGGGAGUCUGGCAGCGCCGCGACUUGGAGUGGCAAAGGCCAGGCCGGAACCGAGCAGCAGCCCAACGACGUUCACGUGCCAGCUAAGGUGUCGCUGAGCGAGUACCGGGCCAAGAACGCCGACGUCCUGGCCGCCCAGAAGAGGAAGCUCGAGAACAUGGAGGCCAGCGUGAAGAGGGACUACGCCAACGCCGCCCAGGCUCUCAUUGGUCAGCAGCAUCAGAGGAAGGAGAAGCAGCCGCAUCACCACCAGCAGUCCAGCUCCUCCUCCUCUGACAACCCGUCGCCCAUCAUUCUGAAAAUCCCCCUGGAGAAGGAGAGGCACGAGAGGACCUCUCUCAAAAUGCGCUUACCCGUAGCGGCGGGAGGCGGCGGCGGCGGCCAUAGUGGCAUCGCCCGAGGUCAAGAGCAGGACAUCAAAGUCCGAAUACGAGUGCCUGAGAAGCAAAGAGGGAGUUCGGGAGAGGAGGGCAAGAGCAGGGACAAGCACAGGGAGCGGUCUAACCACCACCAUCACCACCACCACCACCACCACUCCUCCUCCACGGGUGCCUCGCUCUCCUCUUCGCACAAACAUUCGUCUGGCUCCAGUGGGGCCGUCGGAGGCAGCAAAAAAGUCCCCAGCGACUCUUCUAGAACGAGCUCUUCGUCGUCGUCCGCGUCGCGCAAGCGGACGCACUCCCAAGAGCCCACGGCAGGCCCCCACCCUGCCUCUAAAGCCAGCAAGUCCUCCAGGAACCCCUACCAGCUGCCGUCCCUUUCUUCCUCCUCUGGGCAAACUCUGGGCCACGGCCCUGACAUUCUCCCCGCCCUGGGCCUCCCCCACCACCCGGGGAUCUAUCCGCACUCCAAGGGCGACAAGACGGACACUAACGGGCACGGGGCGGCCGGCGGCGCCCAGUCAAACGAGUACCAGGACACGUUUGAAAUGCUGAACUCGCUUCUGAGCGCGCAGGGGGUCCAGCCGUCCCAGCCGUCCAUGUUUGACUACAGGUCCCAGUACGGGGAGUACCGCUACAGCGGCGGCUCCAGAGGGAGCAACCCCAGGCCCCCGCCCCUCCCUUCAGAACCACCUCCCCCACUGCCGCCGUUACCCAAAUAGGAUCGUCAUCAGGAGACACAAUACACACAUUGUACUUGACAUCCCGGACAUUCAUCUUGUUACAUAAAGUAUUGUAUAAUGUUUUUUUUUUUUAAACUAGCCCAACUAUUUUUUUACAGGCUUCAGUGUGACAGCAAUGAAAUGUACUGGUGAGAUAAAUGAGUUUGCAACCUUUUUUCUUUUUUUUUCUUUUCUUUUUUUACAUUUGGGGCAAUAAUGAGAGGCUUUAAAAGCUUGUGAAAUAUGGGGGGAGGUGGGGGGGAAUACAGGAAAGUGUAGAUAAUAUCUUUUGCUCUUCUGUUUUACUCAAAUGAAAUGUGAUGAUGGGACCUGGUAAUUUUAACAUCGCUGUCUUGAAAUCAUGUGGAAACUAAAAGAUUUCCAUCACAUACCUUUUUAGGUCUUCUUACGAUUUGUUUUUUUUAUAAUGUUUUUAUAGUAUGUUAUUUAUUAAUGAAUGCUUUUAAAAAAUGAAAAAACA